AUGUCAAACUCCAGGAAGGCAAGCUCGGGUGACAUUGCAGAGAAAACCAAAGCUGCAUUCGGGCUCCUCAUUUCCCGAUUACAGCAAACCGUCCUGCCAGGGCAAAAAGCAACCCUCCCGUCGCCUCCUCAAAGAGAUCUCUACCACUGCGCUAUGUACCUCCACAAUGAACUCAGCAGGGCCAAUGUGUCUUACUACUUCUGCGGCGGGUUUGCUUGCAUCAACGUAGGCAUGACAGCUCGCACCACUUCCGAUAUUGACAUUGCUGUACCAAACGGAAACCAAGGCUACGGGGCACUCUUGGGCAUUCUGUCAAAGCCUCCUUUUAUUCAGGACGUCACGGGGACUCUACCUAGAGACUCGUACUACUUUUUUGUUGAAUCUAGCGGUAAUUUUGUGGAGGUUGAUGGCAUCAUCGCGGGAUUCAUGGCGUUUCCCACGAUUGAACAAGCGAAGAUCAUACAAGCUGGUCAUCUCAUGCAGCUCAACUUCCUUGAGCCGGCUGGGCUACUGAGGCUGAAGCUUAGCAGUUGGGCAAACCAAACCCGCCGAGUGGGUCCGAAAAGGCUCGGUGACAUAUCGGACAUCGUCUCGAUUCGCGACUUGUUAGCAAGCGACGGCACCUCGAUGGAUCUGAGAAGUUUGGCAGGCGACACCGCACUUGGACUGCGCGAGUGGGUGAAAGAAUUCAAAGAUCUGAAGCAAUGGCAACGGCUUGAUGGAAAGUACCAUGGAUAG
Dichotomopilus funicola is the source of this 738-nucleotide messenger RNA. RefSeq lists its product as uncharacterized. Lineage: Eukaryota; Fungi; Ascomycota; Sordariomycetes; Sordariales; Chaetomiaceae. The record is from RefSeq and is a predicted model, not a curated record. Bases 1 to 738 code for a protein of 245 amino acids. The transcript has 3 exons.